AGCUCUUUGCCUCUGGUUCUUGAAGGUGCCACUGCCAGCCAUAGUCUUCAGCAUCUUCUCUCUCUAUCCUAGGGUUUCCCUCUCAUCGCCGUUUUCUAUCUCAUACUCAAAUCAAAGAUGAACCAGAAAUUGAACUCUACCAUCAAGUUCCUCUACAGCUACGGUGGUAAGAUCGUGCCCCGCUCCUCUGACGGCAAGCUCCGAUACGUCGGCGGGUACACCCGUGUCCUAUCCGUCGAUCGUUCUAUUACAUAUGCAGAGCUGAUGGUGAAAUUUGGGGAAUCGAGUGGAUCCUCCGUGAGUUUGAAGUGUAAGCUACCGAGCGAAGAUCUGGAUGUUUUGGUUUCAGUCAAAUCAGAUGAAGAUCUUCGGAGUGUGAUGGAAGAGUACGAGAGAGAGUCUCCGGAUGCGAAAAUUAGAGCUGUGCUUUUUCCGAGCAAUUGCACGAAGAAAGUUUCUCCGCCGUCGUCUCCUAUGUCGUGCUUCGAUUUCCCGUCCGCUCCGCUGCCUCCACGCGUAAAAGCUCCCUCAGCUGCAUGCUAUUACGCAGCUCAACCAUAUGUUGGUUCACACCGUUGUUCACUUCCGGCCGUUGGAUACCCUGUCACCACCGGAAAAUACCGUUGCUAUGAGUCAAGAAGUCCGAGGCAUUUCCACCAUGUGCCCCAGCGGAAUAAUUCCCAUUAGUAGCAUAGGGAAUUUCGAUUUUGGGGAGUGCUGCUUCGAUUUCUUUUUCUUCUCUAAAUGACAAACUGAAAAAAAAAAAAAAAUUAUACCGUAAAUCUACACCUGAGAAUACGAAGAGUUUCUAAAAUUCAUUUAAUCCAGAACACCGAACCCCAGAAUUUUUCCUGGUUGGAUUGUACAUUGCACCCGAAUUCAUGAAUCAAUUCAUUCAGAUUCGAGGUUGGGAUUUAUUCUUAUCCAAGGCUAUAGACGGAACUUGAAUUUGCAGCAAAUGAUUUUCCCCCUCUUUCCUCAAUCUUAGCUGCAUUUGGACACAGCCGUUACAGGACAAUGAAUAGCGUAAUCCUCUCGGUCGUCACUGGCCCCGUGAACUGUUCUUUCGCGUCUCGUCCACGUGACGCGGAACGGUCAGUCAUGGUUCAAGGCCUCCGUUGACACCCGUCGUAGCGUGGCGUGGGGUUCACGGGGGUUACCUGUUUUACCUUGGUGUUUCCUGUUUGCAGGUAUCCGCCCGGCGGUUGUGCGUAGGACGAGGACAAGCUGUUGGGGGAAGAAUAUAAUUAUUUUUAGUUCGCUAAUUAAAUCCUGUUUAUUCGUUAGUGUUAUGUUAUUAAUUAUUGAUGAUAUGUUUCGUUUUUCUUGAAUUGCAGUUCAGAAACGGCUGGAAUGGAGUCUCUGUCGCACACAGCCUGGUGAUUGGACUGAAGUAAUCAGCAAACCGUAAAGUAAUUAUCAUUCAGCACCUACUCAAAAAAAAAAAAAAAAAAAAAAAAAAA
This is a messenger RNA of Sesamum indicum (sesame), 1463 nucleotides long. Its product is annotated as RAF-like serine/threonine-protein kinase PRAF. NCBI's taxonomy places the organism in Eukaryota, Viridiplantae, Streptophyta, Magnoliopsida, Lamiales, Pedaliaceae. Gene Ontology annotation, molecular function: protein binding. The record is from RefSeq and is a predicted model, not a curated record.